ACAUACUCUAGGUACAUCAUGUCCGUCCUCUCUCCUGAGCAGCUUCAACGAUGGCGACAAGAUGGCUAUCUGAUCAUCACCGAUUUCUACACAUCGGAGGACACGCAAGAGAUGUUGAACGAGGCUCGACGAUUGCUGAAGGAGUUUAAAUUGGAAGGUCACCCCUUGACUACUUUCAAGACUGAAGUGGAUGGGGGACAUGUAGGGGAUGACUACUUCUUGGGUUCAAAUGAUAAGAUUCGCUACUUCCUAGAAACAUCCUCAUUAUCACCGGCCACCCAAACUUCACCUGCCAAACUGCUCGUACCCCCUGAACGAAGUAUCAACAAAAUCGGUCACGCUCUCGCUCCGCUCAAUCCCGUCUUCCGACGACAUACCCUAGAGUGUGCCAAAAUAUCUCAACUAGCAAUAGACUUAGGAGAACAUGACGAUCCUCGGGUGUUGCAAAGCAUGAUCAUCUGUAAACAGCCUCGAAUAGGUGGUCCUGUGCCUACGCACAAUGAUUCGACCUUUCUGUAUACAGAUCCACCUAGCGCUGUUGGAGCGUGGGUCGCAUUGGAAGAAUGUACCACUCAAAAUGGAUGUUUGUCUUUCCUUCCUGGAUCACAUAAAACAGCUCGGAUUAGCACACGCUUUGUGCGCGCCCCUGAGGGUGGAACGACAUUCGCACCCGUACCAGGUGUGGAACCCAAUGAGGAAAAGUGGGAUGAAAUGGACGGAUGGGUUGAGGCACCUGUUCGACCGGGUACAUUGGUUUUGAUACAUGGUAGCGUCAUGCAUCGUUCACCACCCAAUCCUUCUGAUUCUUCUCGACUUAUAUACACUUUCCACAUGAUCGAAGGGAAGGCGAAGUAUGACGAGCGGAAUUGGCUUCAACCUACGCGGGAGAUGCCCUUUCCUAGUCUUCUCCGGGGAUGACCAUUCUACUUAGUGGAGUGCUGUUCUUGGAAUGGCCUAGUCUCGUAUCCCGGCUCUGAUCUCUCAUCUAUGAGGACUUAUGAAUGCCAUUACGAGCUGCAGAGGAUUGACCUACUGCACCAAUAGGCAGAAUGCUAUAUGUAACUUAUGUAUGCGAAACGAGGUAAAAGCC
Messenger RNA from Tremella mesenterica DSM 1558, 1090 nucleotides. RefSeq lists its product as uncharacterized. The record is from RefSeq and is a predicted model, not a curated record. The coding region runs from base 19 to 918 and encodes 299 amino acids. The transcript has 5 exons. NCBI's taxonomy places the organism in Eukaryota, Fungi, Basidiomycota, Tremellomycetes, Tremellales, Tremellaceae.